Molecule: messenger RNA, 343 nt
Organism: Ambispora gerdemannii
Lineage: Eukaryota; Fungi; Glomeromycota; Glomeromycetes; Archaeosporales; Ambisporaceae
Source: the annotation of a GenBank genome assembly
AUGAAAUUCGCAUCAAUCCUAGCCCUUUUUUUGAUAUCUUUUGUUGUUAUUGCUCAAGCAUUUCCUGUGAGAUAUGCUGAAAGAGCAUCAGCAUUGUUACCAGGAUUUUUGGUGUCAUAUUCCGACGAAUACGAGAAACUUGUGAAUGAUUUGAAACAAACCAAUAAAAUGCUUGACGCAAAAAUCACAUCCUUUAAUCAGGAAGUAUUAAAAUAUGGAUCAGACUUACCAAAAAGUGUGUUCAAAUGGUCUGCUAGAUAUAGAAAGCUUGUGGAUGCUUCAGAAGUAACCGUUGCAAAAUUGGAAGAAAAAGUCGUAUUACUUAGGGAACGUGCAAUAUCAG